Messenger RNA from Labeo rohita (rohu), 33637 nucleotides. RefSeq names its product spectrin repeat containing, nuclear envelope 2b (gene syne2b). Gene Ontology annotation, cellular component: membrane. The transcript is spliced from 130 exons. Bases 218 to 32350 code for a protein of 10710 amino acids. The record is from RefSeq and is a predicted model, not a curated record. Gene Ontology annotation, molecular function: protein binding. NCBI's taxonomy places the organism in Eukaryota, Metazoa, Chordata, Actinopteri, Cypriniformes, Cyprinidae.
UCUCCCGGUGAGCUCAGCUGGGAACGGGAGGGAAUAUACGAGCUUCAUUCUUCGCAACACGCAGUAAUAUGAACUCCCUAACGAUUCGUAUUUGUCGUUAUUGACGUAGUUGACGGAAACUGGUGCAAGUGGACAUUUUAAAGAGAGUUUCACACCUUGCCGAACAUAUGCUGCGAUGCCUCAGGUUGUUCUCGGCUGACCUGUCUCUGUGGGAACCAUGACAUCACAAAGGACAUCCAGAGACCUGCCCGAUGAACGUGGCUCACUCCCACUGGACAUCGAUGAUGUCCACAUACUACUGCAAGUUGAGCAGGAGCAAAUUCAGAAAAGAACCUUUACGAACUGGAUCAAUGCCCAGCUGUCUAAGAGGAGUCCCCCAGUUACAGUGGUGGAUCUUUUUAAUGAAUUCAGAGAUGGAAGCAGACUGUUGGACCUGCUGGAGGUGAUGAGUGGUCAGAGAAUGAGCCGGGAGAAAGGAAGGGGGACAUUUCAGCACCGAACAAACAUUGAGAAAGGUCUAGCUUUCCUUAAGAGGAAAUCGAUCAAACUGGUUAACAUCAAUGUCUCGGACAUCAUGGACGGGAAGCCUUCUAUUAUUCUGGGUCUUGUCUGGACCAUCAUCAUGCACAUUCAUAUUGAAGAGUUGGCCAGCACGUUGAACUUUAGUUCUCGUCAGUCGUCUCUGGAGUCACUGGCGAGUUUGGACACUCGUUCGACCAGCAGCAGUUCCCGUAGCAGUCCAGUGCCACCCCGUGGUUCGCCCCUGCACAGCCGUUUCCGCGUAUCUGCCAAGAAAGCCCUGCUGCUGUGGGUCAGAGAGCAGUGCCAGAGGGCUGGCUGUACUCUGAAUGUGAAGGAUUUUAAAGCGAGCUGGAGGAGUGGCGUAGUGUUUUUGGCGAUACUUCAUGCUCUAAGACCGAAUAUAGUGGACCUAACCAGAGCCCGAACAAGAACCAACAGACAGAAUCUGGAGGAAGCCUUCCACGUUGCUGAAAGAGAACUUCACAUCCCCAGACUACUAGAUCCAGCCGAUGUUGAUGUUAGGGAUCCUGAUGAAAAGUCUAUUAUGACUUAUGUUGCUCAGUUCCUGCAGUACUCUAAAGAUGCUUCUGUUUCUGACGAGGAAAUGCAGUAUCUCACUCCUCCUCAGCGCCUCUCUCCUGUCAAUCUGCCAUCAGACUUUACUCCUUCUAUAGCUGCGUCGCCUUUAAGACAGGUACACCUGUUAAUGCCCUGUCCAAUCAAAUCAGGCCCUCCCAAAUCACCUGAGACAGCUAUAGCAGCUGCCCCUGGGACCUCAGCCAAUCAGAAGGCUCAGGAGGUCACAUGCUGGUUGGAUCAGGCCUAUCAGGAGCUGAUAGAGGGGUGGGAAUCCACUGAAGGAGAGAGCUAUGCUGAGAGAUACCAAGUUUUCCACACCUUCAUUGUGUCCUUUAACGAGCAGCGACGGCCCGUAAUGCCGUUACUAACCGCAAUGAAGAGGACUCCUCAUCUCAGUGCAGAGCAGAAAGCUCUCAGACGAUCCUGGGACGCUCUCGCUGAAAAGCUGCGUGAGUAUAAAACAGAGCUGGACCUGAGCCUACCAUCCCCAUUGGACACCGUAGGCCGCUGGUUAUUGCGUAUUGAAGGCGUUCUAUCUGCCGAAGAGGGCGAGCCAACGGAUCAUGCCCGAGCUGCAGAGGAGGCACGGGAGAAACUCGAGCUACUAAAGGUGUGUUUGGAGGAGAUGCCACAUCAUAUCAAAAGGUUUAAUAUGUUCCAAAACACAAAUGAGUUUGGAGAGACUCUGGUGCCGACAGACAAGAUGGAAGAGAUGAAGAGAAGGUUCACCAGUGUCCGUGUAACGGCUAAAUACCAUGGUAUUAAGCUGGAGUACCAUGAGCGCAGACACAUAGUGUUAGACCUGCUGAAUCAACUCAACAUUAAACUGCGAUCAUGGAAAAGAGCCUACAUUUCCCAGGAGGCUGUUCGUGUGCUAAUGCAGGAUUGGAAUGAGACUGUGAACAAACAGGAACUGACAUCUUUGCUGGAUGGAGCCCUCCACAGACUUAAACUAAUUGCCAGCAAAUACACCAGCAAGGCUGCCUUGGCUGGAGACUCGACUCAGGUAAAUCGUCAGGUGGCUGAUCUGGAAGCAGAUGUGACAGCGACUCUUGAGGGUGUACGGAUGGUGAGGGGAACUAUGGGACGUGUGUUGGCAGCAUGGGACUCUUACAGUGAUAUCUACACCUCAUUGCGAGCAUGGCUGGAGCAGGGUCCACAUGGCCAUCGAUACGGGCAGAGAACAGAGGUGACAUUAUCAGCUAUGUCAGAGUGGAGUUCUCGCCAAACUCACCUGAAUGAGGUGGCCAACUACUUGACAGAAGUCACAGACCCACAGACUAGCCGUGCUAUUUCAGAUGAACUCUGCAAGAUAAAUCUGCUCUGGGCUGACUUUGCCAAAACAGCCCAGUUUUCUUUAGCUGAGGAGCCCAGUGCUGGCCCAUCCAGUCCUCAGGCAGUUCAGUCUCUGAUAAGGGAGGCCACUCAGUUACUGAAAGAACCUGUGGAAGUGGUUUCUGGAUCACUACGUACUUACACAAAGAGACUACAGCUUAUGAUGAAGAAAAUAAAGGAUGUGGAUCUAGAUGCCUUCUCCCCAUCUUUAGACUGCUCUCCAGAAACCCUGAGCAAACUUCAGCAAGCCAUUCCUGAAGUCUUGCAGACACUCUGUGAGGCUGAGCAGGUAUGUGAUGAGCUGCAUGUGAAUGUAAGCGGGUUGGACGGGCGUCUAGCUGAACUGUUACACUGGGAGAUGGAAGCCAGAGAGCUGUAUCAGCUCCUGAAGGAGGAAACACACAAGCAGAAGAGAGGACAAGACCCCAGAGCACGGCUGUUGAUAUCAAGGGGUCUACAGUUAGAGGGUCAGGUGGUUAUGGAGGAGCAGGAUCUGCAGGUGAUGGUCAUGACUAGUCAAAAGACUUCACCACUGCAGUAUCUCAUUGCAUCCACCAUGCAGGACAGAGUCCGCAAUGCUGUUGAAAAGUCACAGGAAGCCGUAGGGAUGCUCAGCUCUUUGGGGGCUUGCAGAGACAGAAGCCCUGUUAGAGACCAGCCCCCUUCCAAAAUCUUUGUCCAAUAUCAGCAGACAGAGGAAGAGUCCCAAACCCAGAAACCAUCCUUCCAGCCUGUCUGUCCAUCAGGAGCCACUGGCCAACCAGACCCUCAGCCUGUAGUCAGGGCCAAAGUCCCAAAACUUUCUCAAAUACCCUCAGAGGUAUCUUCUCAAGCUGUAGACCUCAAGACCCAGCCGAGUAGUCAGCCUGUGCCCAUGAUUGUUGUGCAAGACUAUGAAGAGGAGAAAAGUAGUCCGGAACCACAAAUGCAUCCCUCCGUGCAAGUGAAAGACUCUCAGUCCAUUGAAGUUAAGUCAGAGAAAGUUGUUCAUGCUCAAACAAAAAUCAGCAUAGAGCAUCAUGUAGAAAGCCAGAUGUCUUUACCACAACCCAUGACACAACAACAGACAGAAAACCAGCGGCAGGUGCAGGGUCCAGUAGCUAGCCAACCCUCACAGAACUUACAACAAGCAGAAUCACAAUUAGCAACACAGCCACAUGUGCACAUUCAGGAACAAGAGAAAACUCAGUUUGCAAAACAGCAGCAGGUUCAACCACAAGUACCAAUUCAGUCACAGCCUCAGGGCCAACUAGAAACACAAACACAGCAAGCUCCAAAGCAACAGAGGAAAGUAAGGAAAUCCCAGGCACAUCUGCAGAACAGACCUUGGCUUCAACAGAAGAGUCCAUUGAAAAGUGUUACCCAAAAACCAGCAUCACAGUUGGUGCAACAAUCUCAGUCAGAGCCUGAGGACAAAUGUCAGAUAAAUUCUCAAGCACCGACACAACAUACAGUGGCUGUCAGCUCACCUGAGGCUCAGGGACCUGCUCAAGGCACAGCACAGGCAAAAAGCAUUGCUGAGAGUGAUGAGAAACACCUGAAGGCAGCUCAGCCUGUUGCACAAGAGAAACAUCAUGUAGUAACAAAAAAACUAUCUCAAACUGUGCCAGCAGUUCCAGCACAACCAGCGAGUCAAAAACAACCACAACAGCCAACUCAAGCUCAAACAACUACAAAACAACUACAAGCUACUACACCCAUUAAGCAACAAAUGCAACCUCAAACACAGAUAGUGACAUCACAGCAACCUAAAAUGAUGAUGCAGAAACAGGCACAAUCUCAAUCCGUGACACCCGUGCAACCACAGGUUAUGACCCAAUGGCAGCCACAACAGGCUAUUGCUCAGCCUCAUCCUCCAGUGCCACAACCACAAAGAUUUCCAGUGGCCCAAACAAUGCCCCAAGGCAUUUCCAGACCAGUCCAACAGUACCCAACAUCUCCAGUUCAACCACAAAUAAUGAUGCAAAGACAACAGUCACCACAUGGUAUAGUGCACGCACAGUCCCAGCAACCCACAAUGCGCAAUCCGACUGUAAUUUCCCCUCAACCCAGAGGUGCAUCCCCCAUACAACCCCGAAUCAUCUCUAUGCUUCGACCCCAGAUGACUGUUCAAUCUCAAACCCAAACCCAGGUCAAAGCACAGGGAAGUGCACCACAUAUGAUUCAACCUCAGGGGCAACCCCAGUGGCGUCAACCAGGAGAGGUCGCCCAAACGUACCCCAAAGGAUCAAUUUCUGUUGCUGCCCAAAUGCAGCCUCUGGCCCAUUUCCAAACUCAUCCCCAACCCCAAAGUAUCCCUCCACCUCAACCUCAGCAGUGGCCACCAAUAAGACCAGGGAUGGUGACCCAGUCCUACCCCACUGUCCAAGUUCCAGAUCAGGUAGUCCAACCUCAACCUCAAAUGCCAGUUUACCCUAAAAUCCAGCCACAGUCACAGCCUCAGCAGUGGCCCUCCGCUAGACCUGAAUCACCUUGGAGUCAAUCACAGAUCAGACCCCAAAGUCCAGCUCAGCAUAUGGUUCCCUCUCAGCAAUGGAGGCCUGUCAGUCCAGUAUACCCCAGGGCUGAAACCCAAGGGCCUAAGGGACCACAUCCUCAGCCCCAGUAUCAAGCCCUACCAAGGCCACCAAGCCCUCAACGGCAGUGGGGUCCGGUCCAGCCAGAACAUCAGUUUCAAGUCUCUUCCCAGACUCUGUUCCAUGGUGUUCCACAGCCAGUAGCUCCAUGGAAUCAACCACCUGCUCAAGCUCCCAUAAGACCUCAGAGUCCACAGCAGCCUCAGCAAAAGUGGAGUUUAUCCAGCACAGAGGCUCAAUCUGAAACCCUCAUCCAAAGCCAAGCUCCCCAGACAGUGCUUGAGUCCCAAGAUCUGGAAAAGCCACAGUUACCAGUACAGGAACCACCCCAACAACAGUCAGCUCCUCGGGUUAAGCAGCCAACACUUGCCCAGGCUCCUCCUCAAGCCUACACCGAGGCUUAUAUAAAGGCACAGGCCCUGGUUAGAAAUAGAUUUGAGGAAGCCAAGCACUGUCUUCAGGAGCACAUUAUGGAAGCUAUCAAUGUAUUCAAGUACAAGAGAAUGACAGACGAACAAGCAUCAGUUAAGGAGGAGACACUUCGGACUCUGGACCCUGAACUUCUUGAAGAGUUUUUGAGGGCUGCAGAAGGGAUGGAAGCUUUCUGCACCCCAUCUGAACUUAGAGACAUGGAGUUUUUCACACAGUCUGUUAGAACACAGUGGAAGGAUGUUCGUGUGCAAAUGUCAGAAUUUUUGAAGCAACUCAGAUUUGAGUUAACACGCCUGCAUUUUAACCGUGUGGUUGAGACAUGUGAAAAACACUUUAAGAAGGAAAAACUCAACCUUAACCCUGAAUCUAUAUCAGAAUCAAAAGAAGAGGCUUGUUUGUCAGCAGAUGGUAGUCUGGCAGAGGCAGGACUACAGCUAGAAGCUCUGAAGGAGUUGUGUGAUACUCUGAGCCCUGAGGAUGCACACAGGCUUGCACAAGCCCAACUUAGAGAAUGUGAGAAACGGCUUGCUGCCAUCCAGCGGCAGUUCAGUGGAGACACAGAUACACCUUCUACAGAUAUUAGUUUACAAACAGAGCAAACAAAAGAACCACCCACUCAGAAAGCACCAACAGUCCUACCACCACCUGAGAAGCCCAAAGAGGUUAUUGUUUCUGAGGCUGUUACAGCGGUUAGCCCCCAGCGACUGAGAACUGUGGAGAAGAGAGAGAUAGUGAAACAAACGAGUACAGAAGAGGACAGGUAUCGCAGCUCCAGAUUUGCAUUACAAGCUCAGCUAAACAGAAAUGAGCAAUGCAUGCUUGGAGAUCAUACCUCAGAAUCCGUCACUCCGACAGACCUCCAGAAACGACUGAGAGAAUUAAAGUCUCUGUGGGACGAGACAGAGUCUCUGUGGAAAGAGUAUGAAGCGCUGUGUAUGCAAUGUGUUCAGUACAACGAACGACCCAUUGAACAGGACCGUAUGGAGCUCACUGUCAGGUGGAGAGAGCAGAGGUCACAGUUACAGGGCAGGGUGGAUUCACUGGGAGCAGCGCUUGAGCUCAUGGACUCUAUUAAGAUGAAGAUUUCUGAGAUUUCUGAAAGGCUGGACAAUUUCAUCAAAGAGCCCAAAGAUAUUAAGGGAUAUACGCUAGCUAAUCCUGCUAUUUUGAGAGAUGUGAAGGACUUAGAUGAAAGUAUCCAGACAGAAAUGGAUCGUCUGUCUCGAUUCGACUCUGAGCCCAGUCAUCUAGACCUGCGUGACCGAUCACCUCUGACCCAGGUGGUUUUGAACCACAGAUCCAGCCUUGAUAGGCUCAGGCAACAGGUGCGCAAGAGUGACGCCGCUGCCCGUGCCCUUGACCGUUUCCUCAUGUCUCUACGCACUGUGGAGCUCGAUGUCUCUUCUGUGCAAAGCGCCCCCAGCAAUGAUGCUGUGGUACUGCAGGACAGCAGGUCCAAGCUGUCACUUAUCAGAAAGGGAGUCAGCAGCCUCAAGGAUAAGGCUCCACAGCUGGACCAGCUUUUAGGUGGAGCACAGCUUGAAGUGACCCAGGAUGGGAGCCCUGUUUCCUGCUUGGACAUGGUGGGGGUACUGGUUCUCAGGGUGGAAGAGGCAGAUGAUAGGCUGAUGAUUCGACAGAAUGAGCUCCAGAAGGAACAGCAGAGCCAGGGUCUUGGCCUGAGGAAGAAGACUAUGCAGGCUGAGUUGAGGAAGGUGCUGACAGCAGCAGAAAAGCAGGGUCUAAAGGAUCCCACCAUGCCAGCUGUGCAGCACCGGAUGCGAGGGCUGUCCGAUCUGGAAUCGCAACUGAACUCUCUUCGCCCUGAAUACCAAAGCAUCAAGAAAGCUUUGUCGGAUCCAGCAAAUGAAGAGCUGGACUCCCUUUGGGAAGAGACUGAAAGAGCUGUGUCUGACAGACAAGAGCAAUGCACUGUUCUUAUGGAACUGCUGAAGAAAUUUCAGAACUGUCGCAGUUACCUGGGCAACACUCUUCAGAGAGCAGAGCAAACGAUCAAUGAGCAGGCAUCAUACAUGGGCAAAGACAACCUACAGCGACUCCUUGCAAAAGUCGCUGGCAUAAAGGAGGAUCUUAAUAGUCUUGGACCCAAGAUGGAAGAGUUCAGAGCUGUGUGCAGACAGUUGCAGUCCCAGCUGAAGAAAAUUCCUGAUUGCUCUGAAACUCCAUUCGAGACAGAGGCAGAUGCUUUGGUGGAUACGUGGCUGGAUGUGUCAGAGAAGACAGACAGUUACAUGGAUAAUCUGCGUGUUGGUCUGGAGUUGUGGGAGAAACAGCUGGUUCUGGGUGGAGAAGUGGACAGCUGGACGUCUACUAAACUCAUUAUCUUUUCAGAGUCUCACCCUUUCAGCAGUGAGACGGAGGUUGACAGCAUGAAGAAUGAGAUUCAGUGCCAGGAGAACAACCUUGAACACUUCCAUAGGAAGUUACAGGAGAUCCAGGAUCUGCUGCAGAGCAAAGAAUCUCCUCUUGAGUUACAGGUAAUGGAAACGAACCUGAGGAAGAAAAUGGAGCAGGUGAAGGAACUCUUCUCUGACUGCACUGAAGUGUUUGAGGAGCUCCUCACAGUUAAAGCUCAUCUCAUAGAAAAGAUUGACACCUAUCAAUCAUCUGUAAAGAAUAUACAGUCCUCAGUACACAUGAUCAGUUCAGAGGAUCGCGCAGAGCUGGAAGCGCAUUUGCAGGACUUGUGUGAGCAGCUUUUGGACCAGGAGGAGCAGGCUGAAACUUUGCUGAAAGAAAUCAAUCUUAUGUCCAGCAUUACUGGACCGCAGGCCUUGGAAGAGCUGACCAAUCACAGUAAGCAUCUCAAAGACAGCAUUGCGGAAACACGGGAGCUGAUUCGUCAGAAGAAGGAACAAGGAGAGAAAAGCUUUCUUCAGAUUGUUAAAGAAGAAUUCCAGUCAUUUGAGGAAUGGUUGCAAGAUGAGCAGCUCUCUGUGAAUGAGUGCUUUGAGAACCCUGAGAGGAAGCAGGAUGUAGAAACGUCCAUGCAGAGACUAACAAGUUUCCUGGCCUCUAAAGAAGGAGAGCAACGUCUAGGUCAGUUGAAGGAGAGGUUUGAGCAAGGUGGACAGGCAAAACUCCCUGCUGAGGCUCAAGCUUUGCUCUCCACAUGGCAUCAGGAACAGGAAGGAGAACUGGCCACACUCAGGGCUCACUGCCAGGGACGCCAUAAACAGCUAGAUGACAUCCUCCACAACCUCAACAGUUUGCAAGAGGAACAUAACCAUUUGAAGGACUGGCUGCAGCAGAGAAAGCAAGUGCCAGAACAGAGAGAAAAACUAAGGCAAAUCCAAGAGGAUUUUCUUAAAGAAAGUGGUCGUGUGGAGGCAUUCAAUGACCUGUUAUCUGCUGUAAGGAUGCGUGGCCUGAGGGGAGACCCUCUCCUAAGAGACAGCGAGACCCUGAUAGACCGAUACCACAGCCUGGGGAUUCUUUUGGAAAAUCAGGCAGAAGUCCACAAGACCCUUGAUGAUCAAAUCGAAACAUUCCAAACCAAUGCAGAACAGAUCAGAGCCUGGAUCAGAAAUUUAAAGCAAGGACUUGAGUACUUGGGGACAGAUACGCCAAUGCAAGAAAAACACACUAAGGCUCAGGCUGUUCUUAAUCUAAGUCCUGAGGGUGAUGCUAAAUAUGUGGCUCUGAAAGAAGAGAGUGAAGCUUUAUGUUCCUAUGAGAUUUUGGAGAACACCAGAAGACAGGAGCUCAAUCAGACCAUUGGAAACAUUGAAGAUGAGUGGAAAAGAGUUCUGGAUAUGGCUCAACAACUAAAACAUCAGGCAGAACUCCAAGACACUCUCUGUAGGGAACUAGAAGAUCUACAGGCCCAGGAAGAGAGCAUCCAAUCCUGGGUGAGAGAACAGCUGCAAAUGCUUCGCUCUUUGGGGAAGGACCUUCAACCACAUGAAAAACUUAACAAAGUGCAGGCUGUCAUAGACCUUGGUGAUGAAGCGGAUUCCAGAUUGGCCUGUUUACAGAGUCAAGGACAACGUUUAUGUUCUUAUAAAGAGCUUGAGAAUGAGAGGAGGAGCCACAUUGACCAAACCCAGAGAGCAGUAGAGGAGGAGUGGAGGAAAGUGCUACAACUUGCCCAGGAGCUUAAGAACCAGGUCAAGCUUGAGGAAUCUCUCUGCAGAGAGUUACAAAAUUUCUGUGAUCAGGGAGAGGACACUCAAUCCUGGAUUAGACAUCUCAGAGAAACCCUGGAUUCCCUUCGUGGGACAUCUUCCGUUCAAGAGAGGGUUAAUGGAAUUGAGGCUCUACUAGCUCAUAGAUCUGAGGGGGACUAUAAACUUUCUGACCUAAAGACCAAGGGAGAGAAUCUAUAUUCCUGUGAAGAUCUAGAGGAGGACAAACGUCAGACAAUCCACCACACAUUACAAAAUGUACAGCAAGAGUGGAUGGGAGUUUUGAUACAGGCUCAGGAACUGAAGAACCAAUCAGAAAUUGAGGAUUCUCUUUGUAAGGACCUUCAGGAUCUUCAAGAAGAGGAGGAGAGCACUCAAUCUUGGCUCAAAGAGCAGCAUCUGAAGAUCGAAUUCCUUGGUGAAGAGACUCAGUUACAAGAAAGAAUGAAUGGAGCUCAGGCCAUUCUGAACGCUGAAUCAGAGGGUGAUUACAAGCUAGCCAACCUGAGGAGGAAAGCAGAGGGCUUGUGCUCUCGAAAAGGCCUGGAGGAGAAAAGAAAACAGGAAAUCCAGCUGAACCUGAGAUCCAUUGAAGAAGAAUGGAAGAAGGUCCUGGUAAGUGCUCAAGAAUUGAAGAACGAGGCUGAGCUCCAGGAUUCUCUUGCAAGAGAGCUUCAGAAUGUCUAUACCCAAGAGGAGAGUACUUGGAACUGGGUGAAGAACCAGAGAGAUGGCCUGGACUCACUGGGAAAAAGCACUCAUGGCACACAGGAGCAGAUUGAGGAGAGACUACGCAAAGCACAAGCAAUUGUAAAUCUGCACUCUGAGGGCAACUCUAACAUUGCAGCCCUGAAAAGAACAGUAGACCAUCUUUUCACCCGUGAAGAUCUUGGUGAAGAUGCAAGACAUUUGUUCAUUAAGAAAAUAAAAAAUGUAGAGGAGGAGUGGAAGACAACACUGCAGCAAGCACAGGAACUGCAUAGUCUGCUGAAAAGUGUAGUGGAACGUCUGGUCUCCUGUCAGUGUCAGAAGGAACAGCUUCAGUCUCGUCUGGAGCAGGUGAAACAGCAAACAGCUGCGCUGCCGCGGCAUUUCCCCUGGCCUGGUUUAGGGGAUCGAAGGCACACAUUGGAGCAAGCCAAGAGUUUACUAGACCGUACCAGAGCCCUGACCCCAUCUCUGUCUGCUGUGCGAGCGCUCGGUAGGGAGAUGAGCCAGCUGACCCGUGAUUCCAGCUGGAUUGAUCCAUCCUGGGCCACCAUAGAGGAGUGCAUACCUGAGUUAAUCAAAGAACUGACGGAAUUUUGUGUAAAUCUCGAAGAGGAAAUCCGGAGAGAGCGAGUCUGUGCUCAGUUAGUUGAGCAGCACACUGUAGCACAGGAUUGGCUGAGAGAGCAAGUCAAAAAUUUCGGUGUUCUGCCCUCUGAACGUCAUGGGUUGCAAAGCUCUAUUAACACUCUUAAGGCUCUUCUUCAGACCAUAGACAGGGAGAAGAGAGAAAUGAAAGAACUGGAUGCUGUUAAAGAUUCCCUGUUAAAUCUUUGCACUCCAGGAGGUUGUGAUGCCCUGACCUUAGAGGUCAGCCAUCUUCAUGACCUCUGUGUGUCCUCGGAGAAAGAGAUGAGGGAACGGUUAGCUGUGUGUGAGGCCAGAUUGAGUGACAUUGACCUCAGGAUUGCUGGCAGGGCACAGAUUCUCAGGGAGCAAGCAGAGAGUCUCCUGGAUGAGCUGCGUGCUCAGGACCACACUUUAGGAUUUCUGGUGGGUAGCCAGAAUAUCAGCCAGCUACAGGAGAAUUGGCAUAGCUUCAAGACAUGUGAGAGAGACCUUGAAUCUUUAGAGGGCAAAGUUCGUGACCUUGGCCAGGCCCUCCUAAUGGUCCCACCAAAUGAGGAGCACCCUAGUGAUGUCAUUUGCACAGUGGACACGGUUACACAGCAGUAUUGCAGUCUGCGGUCGAAACUGUCGGAAAAGCAGAACGACUGCGCAGACAGCACUGUGCACUGUGUGAGACAAGCCUUACAAAACAUACAGUCAUGGAACCAGACAUAUGCAAAUCCUCCCUGCAGCUCACCCACAUCUAUGCAGGCUGUGAUUGAAGAAGGCGUGGGACUGCGUAAAAGCCUGCAGGUGGCUCUGUCACAUAAAGAACUGCUGAGGGAAUGUCUGGGCCCUGACUUGGCUGGCAAACUCGAAAGAGAUGGAACGAAAGCACUAAACGAAACUGACACUCAGAUGAAUGACCUUAAACGGGAGCUUAAGAAUCUAGAGGAAAAGGUGAAGCAGGAAGCUGAGAGGUUGUCACUGGAAGCUCAAAGCAUUCAGCUGGAUUCACAGGUUUCUGCUGUGGCACCAUCAACGAAUGAGUCUGAACAGUUGGAAUUUGUUCCUUCUUCAUCACUUAUCACGGAGAGGUUUGAAAUUACAGAUGACACUGAAGAGUCUAAGGUACAGCCAUCUGAAAACCUUGACAAUGAGAUCUCUCUAUGUGUAAUCUCAAAACAUACUGAAACAGAAAUUCACACUGCAAGAAAAUCAACACCAACAUUAGCGACUGACACUGAACAGACUGAUGUCAAAACAACUGUAACAAUUACCACAGAGAUGCUGCCUGAACCAGUAGCAAGAGUAUGUGAACCUGCUGUUCCUACAAGCAGCCAUGAUGCAAAUGAAACUGAAAAGCAGAAGUUUGUUUCUGUUGGUUUGGAAACAAAACCUGAUAAUGAUGAAAAGAUGCCCAUUUCCUCAUCUCCAGUCGUCCACAGCUUGGAAACCACAGUGCAAGGCACAGAUGUGGAAUUCCACAGCACUGAGGGACAAGAAAGUCAGCUGUCUAUUGUUGUUGUGUGUUCAGACUCUAUUGCUGAUAGAGUGGAGGGUGAGAAAAUUGAAGCAGUGACUGCAGAGCCAGAUAAAGAGAAAGAUGAACCAUAUAUUUCACAUUCUCAAGAGGAACCUUUUGGAGAAAGUGAAGCACAAACCAAAAAGGUUGCUGCAUUCAUUUUAGAUUUAGAUACAGUGCACAUAGAGGGUGUGGACACACCCUCCCACACACCCACAGAUCAUGCAACAGUGAAGGCGACACUCAGCAAACAAGAUAAUGAAGCACUGUCCCCUCCAGAAGCUAUUUCUGAAGUAGCCACAGAACCAACUGGCAUCCUGUCUUCUCUUAAUGAGCCAAGUAUGCUGAAUGUUUUAGAAACUAGUUCAACAAUAGAACCAGAACAGUCAGAGCUCAUCGAUAUAGACACUAAUGGACCAGUGCAAAAAACAGCAGGUCCACUAGCUGAAACACAAGGUAGUGGAGACUCUGCUUCCAGAGGUGUUGGAACAUUUUCUUGGAACAAUGGACCAAAUGCUGCAAUUGCUGACAGAGAGAGCAACUGGACUACAAAUAAUGGUCCGCGUGAAAUCCAACGGCGAUAUAUUAUUCUAGACUUCCCUGAGGAGGUGGAAAUGCAGAGACAUCAUGCUCAUGAAGCUACUCUUUUCAGGGAACCCAGUGAGACACAGAUUCAGGGAUUAGAAAGUUCAGUGUCAGAAAGAAUGGAGACAGAAUGUGAUGCUAAAACAGAAACAGGGGUUAUAACCAGCACAAACAGAGGUUUAGAAGCAUCAGAACAAUCUGAACUGGUUGAAGCAAACCAAAACCUACCAUCAAGGCAAGUUGGAGACGUCAUGCAUUUCAUUGUAGAAGAAGAUACAAAGAAGACCCCAUCAGGUAAUAAAACACAGUUAAUAGAAUCUGAUCUUAAAAAUGAGGUAGAAACUGAGGUCCAAACAAAGAAAGUGCAUGUCUCAACAACAGUAGAGGAGAAACCUGAAGGUGAAGAAACCAUUGAAGCACAAUCCAAAGAAAGUCAACCUAAACUGACACCUUCAAUCAAGCUUCUGAUUGACUGGGACACUGAGAUACAACCUGAAAGAAUAAUUGGGUCACUGACACCAGAGGAGAAACCUGAAGUUGGAGAGGCCACAGAUAUCAUUGUAGAAGAAGAGAUGGACAAGACCCCAUCAGGUGAAAAAGCACAAUUUAUAGAAUCUGAACCAAAAAUGAUGCCACCAGUCAGGCGAGGAAAUGACAGUAAAACUGAUGCCCAGUCAAACAAGGUAAAUGUCUCAACACAAAAAGAGACAGCUGAAGAUGAAGAGGCCAUGGAAGUCAUUGCAGAAGAGACAAAGACAACCCCAUCAGAUGAUAAAGCACAGUGCAUAGAGGCUAAAUCUGAACUGACACCUUCAAUCAACCAACAGAAUGACCAGAAAACUGAAGUCCAGUCAGAGAAGGUGGAUGUAUUUCCAGAGAAGAAAACUGAAUGUGAAGAAGCCAUGCAUGUCAGUGAUGAACAGAAUGACUUGGACACUGAGGUUCAAUCUGAAAGAAUUAAUGUCUUACUGACACCAGAGGAAAAACAUGAAGGUGGAGACACCGCAUAUGUCAUUGUAGAAGAAGAGACAACCAAGACCCCAUCGGAUGAAAAAGCACAUUCUAUAGAAGCCGAAACUAAACCAACGGCACCAGUCAGAAGACGAAAUGAGGGUGAAACUAAGGUCCAAGUAGACAAGUUGGAUGUGACACCAACACCUCCCACCAGACGACGUAAAGAUGAUAGGUUAUCUUUAAAUAUUGAAUCACAGAUAGAAGGAGAAGUUCUUCCCACCCCACCAAGCAGAAGACGUAGAGAGAAAAUGGGAAGUGAGAGGUUUUCACUUGAUAUAGAGUUCCAACCUACACCACCGGCAAGACGACGUAAAGAAAAAGAAGAUAGUAGUUUAUCCCUCAAUCUGGAGACCCUACCCACACCACCAGCAAGACGGCGUAAAGAAAAAGAAGGUAGUACUUUAUCGCUCAAUCUGGAGACCCUACCCACACCACCAGCAAGACGUCGUAAAGAAAAAGAAGAUAGAAGAUUAUCGCUCAAUCUGGACACCCAACCCACUCCACCAGCAAGACGACGUAAAGAAAAAGAAGAUAGUAGUUUAUCACUCAAUCUGGACACUCAACCAACACCACCAGCAAGACGGCGUAAAGAAAAAGAAGAUAGUAGAUUAUCGCUUGAUCUGGAGACCCAACCAACACCACCAGCAAGACGACGUAAAGAGAAAGGUGAAGAUGAAAGAUUAUCAGUUGAUCUGGAGCCUCAACCAACUCCACCAUCAAGAAGACACAAGGAUAAGCCAGAGAGUGACGUGUUAUUUUACAGUGCUGAAUUAGAAAAAAGUGAUAAUCAGCAAAACAGGGAACAUAAAGACAGAGAAGAGGGCACUGUUAAACCAACUCCACCAGUCAGACGCAAAAUUAGUCAGGUAGAAAGCAAUGUGACAGUUUGCAAAAACCAAGAAGAGAAAGAGACUUUUAUGAAACCCACACCACCAACAAGAAGAAAAGAUAGCAAAGUUGAGGAAAUCAUCGCAGGUGCUUCUAAACUCAAAGAAGAUAUAAGCAUACAUAAACCAGCUCCACCUCUGAGGCGAAAAGACAGCCGAGCAGAAACUGAGAUGGUUUCAAGCACUCCUAAAAGUCAACCUGAGGAAGUCCUACCAACUCCACCAACCAGGCAAAAGAAAGAUCAAGUAGAAACUGAAAGAGUUUCAUUAAUGCUAGAUGAACCACAGGUCAUACCAACUCCAACAACCAGCAACAAAGAAAGUUCAGGGAAUGAAAAGGUUUCUGUACUUGAAGUGAAAACAAUAACUAAACAGGAAGAUAAAGAGGGGUGUGACACAAAGACAUUGUUUGGUCAAGAGCAGCAAAAGGAGGAGCAGGACUCUGAUACCUUGGCUCCUAAAAGUCAACCUCAGGAAGCCCUACCAACUCCACCAAGCAGGCGAAAGAAAGAUCAAAUAGAAGCUGACAGAAUUCCAUUAAUUCCAGAACAGCCACAGAUCAUAUCAGCUCCAACAACCAGUGAUAAAGAAAGUUCAGGGAAUGAAAAGGUUUCUGUACUUGAAUUAAAGACUGAUCUUGAGACAAUAACUAAACAGGAAGAUAAAGAAGAGUGUGACACAACAUUAUUGGUUGGUCAGGAGCAGCAGAAGGAGAAGGACUCUAAUAUCUUGGCUCCUAAAAGGCAACCUGAGGAAGUCCUACCAACUCCACCAACCAGGCGAAAGAAAGAUCAAGUAGAAGCUGAUAAAGCUCCAUCAAUGCCAGAAGAGACACAGAUAAAACCAACUCCAGCAACCAGUGACAAAGAAAGUUCAGGUAAAGAAAAGGUUUCUGUGAGUUCAAGACUGAAAGUAGAAACUGAUGUUGAAGCAAUAACUAAACAGGAAGAUAAAGAGGAGUGUUACACAAAGUCACUGGUUGCUCAGGAGCAGCAAAAGGAGGGGCAGGACUCUGGUACUUGGGCUCUUAAAAGUCAGCCUGAGGAAGUCCUACCAACUCCACCAACCAGGCGAAAGAAAAAUCAAGAAGAAGGUGAAAGAGUUCCAUUAACGCCAGAAGCGCCACCAGUCAUCCCAACUCCAACAACCAGCGACAAAGAAACUUCAGAGAAUGAAAAGGUUUCUGUGAGUUCAAAACUAGAAGUAGAAACUGAUGUUGCAGAAAUAACUAAACAGGAAGAUAAAGAGGAGUGUGACACAAAGUCACUUGCUCAGGAGGAGCAAAAGGAGGGGCAGGACUCUGGUUCUUUGGCUCUUAAAAGUCAACCUGAGGAAGUCCUACCAACUCCACCAACCAGGCGAAAGAAAAAUCAAGAAGAAGGUGAAAGAGUUCCAUUAACGCCAGAAGCGCCACCAGUCAUCCCAACUCCAACAACCAGCGACAAAGAAACUUCAGAGAAUGAAAAGGUUUCUGUGAGUUCAAAACUAGAAGUAGAAACUGAUGUUGCAGAAAUAACUAAACAGGAAGAUAAAGAGGAGUGUGACACAAAGUCACUUGCUCAGGAGGAGCAAAAGGAGGGGCAGGACUCUGGUUCUUUGGCUCUUAAAAGUCAACCUGAGGAAGUCCUACCAACUCCACCAACCAGGCGAAAGAAACAUCAAGGAGAAGGUGAAAGAGUUCCAUUAUUGCCAGAAGCGCUACCGGUCAUCCCAACUCCAGCAACCAGCGACAAAGAAAGUACAGGGAAUGAAAAGGUUUCUGUACUUGAAGUGGAAACUGAUGUUGGGGCAAUAACUAAACAGAAAGAUAAAGAGGAGUGGGUCACAAAGUCAUUGGUUGGUCAGGAGCAGCAAGAGGAUGGGCAGGACUCUGAUACCUUGGCUCCUAAAUGUCAACCUGAGGAAGUCCUACCAACUCCACCAACCAGGCAAAAGAAAGAACAAAUAGAAACCGAUGGAGUUCCUUUAAUGCCAGAAGAGCCACCGAUCAUACCAACUCCAGCAACCAGCAACAAAGAAAGUUCAGGGAAUGAAAAGGUUUCUGUACUUGAAGUGGAAACUGAUGUUGGGGCAAUAACUAAACAGAAAGAUAAAGAGGAGUGUGUCACAAAGUCAUUGGAUGGUCAGGAGCAGCAAAAGGACAGGCAGGACUCUGAUACCUUGGCUCCUAAAUGUCAACCUGAGGAAGUCCUACCAACUCCACCAACCAGGCAAAAGAAAGAACAAAUAGAAACCGAUGGAGUUCCUUUAAUGCCAGAAGAGCCACCGAUCAUACCAACUCCAGCAACCAGCAACAAAGAAAGUUCAGGGAAUGAAAAGGUUUCUGUACUUGAAGUGGAAACUGAUGUUGGGGCAAUAACUAAACAGAAAGAUAAAGAGGAGUGUGUCACAAAGUCAUUGGAUGGUCAGGAGCAGCAAAAGGACAGGCAGGACUCUGAUACCUUGGCUCCUAAAAGACAACCUGAGAAAGUCCUACCAACUCCACCAAGCAGGCGAAAGAAAGAUCAAAUAGAAGCUGAUAGAGCUUCAUCAAUGCCAGAAGAGCCACAGAUCAUACCAACUCCAGCCACCAGCGACAAAGGAACUUUAGGGAAUAAAAAGGUUUUUGUACUUGAAGUGGAAACUGAUGUUGAGGCAAUACCUAAAGAGGAAGAUAAAGAGGAGUUUGACACAAAGUCAUUGGUUGGUCAGGAGCAGCAAAAAGAGGGGCAGGACUUUGAUACCUUGGCUCCUAAAAGUCAACCUGAGGAAGUCCUGCCAACUCCACCAUCCAGGCGAAAGAAAGAUCAAACAGAAGCCGACAGAGUUCCAUUAAUGCCAGAAAAGCCACAAGUCAUACCAACUCCAACAACCAGCAACAAAGAAAGUUCAGGGAAUGAAAAGGUUUCUGUACUUGAAGUUGAAACUGAUGUUGAGACAAUAACUAAACAGCAAGAUAAAGAAGCGCAUGUCACAAAGUCAUUGGUUGGUCAGGAGCAGCAAAAGGAGGGGCAGGACUCUGAUACCUUGGUACCUAAAAGUCAACCUGAGGAAGUCCUACCAACUCCACCAACUAGGCAAAAGAAAGAUCAAAUAGAGGCUGAUAAAGUUCCAUUGAUGCUAGAUGAGCCACAGGUCAUACCAACUCCAACAACCAGUGACAAAGAAAGUUCGGGGAAUGAAAAGGUUUCUGUACUUGAGGUGGAAACUGAUGUUGAGGAAAUAGCUAAACAGGAAGAUAAAGAGGAGUAUGACACAAAGUCAUUGGUGGGUCAGGAGCAGCAAAAGGAGGGGAAGGACUCUGAUACCUUGGUCCCAGAACCCAGUGUAAUCAGUCACACAGAGAGCAUCAGUGUGAUGCAGGAUCAAGAUGUGGAUGUGUCUCCCCAAGUUGUUCUUGGGCCUGAAACCACUGAGAUUCAAGUAGAGGAAGAGUGGGAGCCAGAGGGACCCACAAUGAAGGAUAUCUUCAUGGAGAUCAAAAAAAUGACUGAAAAGGGGCCAAAAAGUGUUCUCAUGGAGGGUAUGCCACAUGAAAGUACCAAGAAACUUCUUGACACUUCUAGCACUGAUCUUGAAGCUCGGUUAAAAAGACUAGUGUUCCAUUUACUGGACCUUCGAACUUGCCCAGCUGCUCUGAACUCCAUAGACAUGGCCAAACAACUGGAGCAGGCUGAGGAAUGUAGAAGAUGUGCCCAGAGCCAGGUGUCUAUGCUGUCUAGGCAAGGCCAGACUAAUGGAGACAUUGGAAGUGGCACUAAUGGCACAGUUCAUGAGACUGAAGGCAUGCAACAGCUGAGUGCCCAGUGGAGUGCAGCUUUGUGGGAUGCAGCAAGCUCUGUUCACUCCAAGGAAGCUCAACUACAGAUGGUUGCAGAUUUCGACAGACAGAACCAGAAAGUCAAAGCUAUUUUGGAGAGUCUCAAAAUUCAGCGUCUGACACUGAGAGCCUCUCCAGCUGUGAGCAGUUUUUCUGAGGAGGAAAGGUUGCGCUCUUUCUUGAGAAACAUGGAGCAGGAAAGAACAGCUCUCGGUGAGUUAAUUCAGAUUCAUGCAAAACUGUCCCCCCACCUCAGUGUGCCUGAAAGACAAGCAGUGGAAAUACAGCAAAACAACUUGCAAAGCCAGUGGAGGGCACUGAAGAAGGAUGCAGAGAUUGCUCUUAAUAUGGUUAAUGUUUAUGCUAAGGAAAGCAGCAGCCUUAUCCAAGAGAUCAGUUCCUUAAAAGACCAUCUCGAGAACAUUCAGAAGACCUUGGAUGCAUUGAAAUCCUCACCAGUUUUAUGGGAUGGCAAGAGAGCUCAAGAGGUUAUGAAUUUAAAUGCCGAUCUCACUUCCACCCAUCAGCAUUACCUCUACCUUCAGCAGACCUCUGAGGCACUUGCCCAGGAAUUCCAAUUUGAGGCAGAGACAUCCAGCAUAGAGCAGGACCUUCAGCUUAUAAAAGAUCAGCUGGAUCAGAUGGGUGAGCAGUUAGCAGCUGCAACUCCUAGUAGCAGCAACCCAACAUUAAGUAAAAUCGUAAAGGUGAUAACAGAUGCUCUGGCUUGGGCCAAGCAGACAGAAUGUGAUGUCAAAGGACGACAGAAAAAAGUGUCUUUGCUUCCAGAAGAGGUCCAUCGACAGAUUAAAGAUUUGAAGAAACUGCAGUCUGAAAUGAGCUCCAAGCAAUCCCAGCUGAAAGCAUUGGUUGAGGAAGUCACCAUGCUGAUUUGUGACUUAGAUGAGGCUGAUGUUUCGAUGGUAACCUCAUCUUUGAAGGUUCUAGAGAAUUUGUCCAAGUCAACAGCGGGAAAACUGGCUGAGGCAGUUCGCAAGAUGGAGUCAGGACUUCAGACCCGGGAGAAGAUGUCAGAGCAGAUAGCAGAUGUUGAUUCCUGGGUGGUUGGACAUCUCCAGAAAGAAGCUUUGAGGAGAGAGGAUUAUCAAAGUUUAAAUUUGGCUGACCUGGAUCGCAGGUUGAGGCAGAUCCAGGACAUUCUUGGAGAGGCCGAAAAGCAGACUGCUGUCACUGAAGCCCUUCUGAUGAAAAGCAGAGACAUUGCAUCAGAGCUAAGCGUCUCAGAGAGUGCUCAGCUCUAUGAGAAACUCAGCAACCUUCAAGAGGACAUCAAGGGUAUUGUUAUCUAUGAGAAAGCAUGUUCUCAGAAAAUUACGGAUGUCAUACAGAACCAGGAAUCCUCUCGGAGGAAGGUGUCAUCUCUUGAGAACAGCUUGAGACAAAUGUUAGUUGAAGUAAAAAGACACAGGUUUCCUGUUACCAAGGACACCCUCUCUGUUAUCGAACCCUUCAAACAGAUGCUUGUGGAGCGCAAAUCUCAGGUUGAGCAGGUCAGUCCUUGUGCAGAGGAUAAGCGAAGAGAGCUGUUGUGUGUUAUUAUUGAACUGUAUCACAAAAUGAUUUAUUUGGAUCUCAAAUCACAAGCUCAUGAAAGGUACUUGAGCCUCAGUCGAUGCCUUGAAGAUGUCAAGGAGGAAAUGGAGGCUCAGAUCCCAAAGACCAAAGAUGAGAGCAUCAGCAAAGAGGAACGCUACAGAGCCUGUCAGGCCUUACUGAUCCAAAUCUCUUUAAUAAAACUCUUGUGUGAGGAAACAAUGGAUGAACUGCAGGAAAUCACAGCAGAUCUAUAUCCAUCUCAAAUCUCUGCUGAGCAAACAAGGUUCCAACAAAUCCUGGAAAGUCUCAAAACCUCAGAAAUGGCAGUGAAUAAUAAUCUUCAGAUAUUGGAAAGGGAUCUGCUAAAACAUAUUCACUAUCCGUCAGAAAGAAGAGUACUUCAGAAAUUCCUCAAAGACACUAAGGAGGAGCUGGAAAAGCCUUGUAGGGUUGACCCAAAAGAGGCAGUGAUUGAAAAACAACUAAGGAAAUGCCUUGUGCUCAGAAAGAGCAUAGAAUCUAGAAUGCGAGUGCUUGAGUUUCUCGAAAAAAAGACAGGAGAUCAACCUCCACAAGACUCCAAACAGCUUACUUGCUUGAAGGAUAUGGUUUUGGAAAAGUGUGAUCAACAAAUGGAGAGCCUAACUAAAGCUAAAGAACUGUUGAGGAACUACACCAAAGCAGUGAUUGAUACCAUUCGGCUCCUCCAAAGAGCUGCAUUAGUUCUCCUUCCCUCAAUCUGCUCUGCUAGAAGCUGCUCAGAAAGACUCAAAGACGCACAGCACACCUUACUGAACCUGGACACAGAGUUCCAGUCACAUGUUUCACAGCUUGAAGCCCCACAACAUCCCUGCUUCAAGCCACAGCAGAUUGAAUUUCUACACACUGAGGUUCUAGGCAAGCUCCUCGUCAGGUUAUCGACCCUCAAGGCUCAGGCUCAAAUUCAUGUGGAAUCUUUGAAGAGGUGUGUUGAGUGCCAGAAACAUUCUCGUAAAUGCUACGAGGAACUCUGCCAGCAAGUAAGAGACUUAGAAACAUUGCUGUCACAGUGUGCUUCCAAAAAAAUGACUUCACACAAAGACUGCAAAGACCAGCAAGAGAAUCUCAAGGCUCUAGUGGAAGAUGUUACCAUGCUUCCUGGAAAACUGGAGCAUCUGAGAGAGUGGUGUUCACUGUACGGGUGCAGAGCAAACAGGGAGGAUGCCGUGAGCGCUAUCUGGGGUCAGGUGGCAAGACUGCAGCGCUGUGGCAAUGAUCUGCAGACACGCUCAGAACAAAUGGAAGCAGAGUGGAGCAGUGUCACAAGGAGUGUGGGGCAGGCAGCCACUGUGUUGGAACAGGUGGAUGCGGAACUUCCAGAUAGCAGCAGAGAGAAUCUGACUAGCAAUGAGCUGCAGGAACUGCUGCUAUUCUGGUCCCAGUACCAGGACAGACUGGACUGUGAACACAGAGCUCUCUCUGCCUUGGAAUUAAGAGCUGCAAGGUUGCUUGGUGUUCCCCCUCACCUGGAACAGGCCCCACCCAUCGAGCUGUGCCAAGAGCUUCGAACCUUGCAAGAGCGUUACCAUAGUCUAAAGGAACGGAGCUCUCAGGGUCUGAGAGCAGUAAGAACAGAGGUGGAGGAGAGGGAACGAGUGCAGGAGCAGCUGGAGGGAGUCAGAGAAUGGCUGGAAUCUGCUGUCUCUCUCCUCGCUGUACUGGAGCAUGAGCCCAGCAAGAAACAACUACAGGAGGUUCACUCACAGCUGUGUACCCAGAAGGCCAUUCUGCAGCGUAUUUCAGAAAGCCUGAAGAUGAUGUACUCUGACAAAAACACAUCAAUUCCAGAAGAGAUAGAGGGACUGUUACAGGAAGUCUCACAGUCAUUACAGGAAGUGGAGGAACAGGUGAAGACAGCUGUGGAGAAAAGUGGCCCACUUCACAGGCUGGGUGCUAAAAUCUCAGAGAUUAAAGCAGGUCUGGGAUCAGUUCAAAGCUGGUUAGACCAGAAGAGCCUGAACUUCACUGAAGCUGAGAGCACACAGAAGCGAGUGUGGGAUGAGUUGGACGGUUUACACACUCAAAUGGCAGCAGUCGAGGUGGAGCUACAGGAUGUGAGUGAAAUGCAUCCAGACGAGACCCGCCUGCUAUUAGACAACCUGGCCAACACUCAGCAGACCCACACACGCCUCACCAAACAGGCCGAACAGAGGACCACCUUCCUCAGCAAGGUCCGUGGGUGGCUGCAGGAGCAUAAGGAGAUGGUGAAGGGGUCACAGAGCUGGAUCGCAGAGGCUCAGUCUUGGCUUACGACACCCUGCACAUACACCACUGCCAGAUGCCUGGACAGUCAUGUGAAUGCACUUCAGAUGGUUCUGGAUGAUUCUGCUCAAAUGAGACGGACUCUGCAGGGUUUCGGAAGUGUGCUGACAGAGAUGGGAAGUGUGUUUGAUGUCAGUCCAUUAGAGGAACAGCUCUCAAAUGCCGAUCGACGUGUGGCAGACAUGCAGCACAACCUGCUGGGACCCCUUUCACAGCUGGAACAUGCAGCAGCAGAAGUGGAUGCUAUUGAGUCAGAGGUGAAGGUCAUGGAGAAAGAUGUGGUCAAAAUCAAAUCUACUCUGACUACUAAAGAAGACAUCAGUCAGGAUUGUCUGAAGGCAACAGAAGACAGGAUUGACUUAAUGAAAAGAACAGUUGCUGAAAUUCAGAACUGUAAAGAUGGUCUUUGUCUUCCUGACGAAGCUGAAAACACACUUCUGGUGUUCAAGAAAGCAGAACUACUACAGCAACAACUGCUGGAACUUGAGCAGCUGGCACAAGAAUACUCGAUAGAGGUACAGGAGACAUCUGUCACGCCCCUUACUUCCCCACUCCUCAGUGUCCCACCUACAAUCACUGAGGAAGAGACACAGGAGAGUGGUCAUAUUCAGAUUGUGCACGUAGAGGAGGACGCCUUGAAAAAGUCAGGAGCAACACUGAUGACGGUGGCGCAAUCCACACCAGAGCAGAGACUCACCUGGAUCUCUGAUAGAAGCAGCAACACCCUCACAGAAGAACAGCAGGAGUCCAAGAAAGAGGAGGAGCUCUAUGAGGAAUCAGAAGGUGAGGAGGAAGAUGAAAACGCUUCUGAUGAAGACAAUGAAGAUUAUGAAGACUGCAUUAAAAAUGAGGAUGAGGAGGCAAGAGGAAGGUCACCCACCUCUCUGAAUUUUGAGGCUUCCGCCAGCGUGACUAUGGAGGAUGCUGUUUCUGAAGACGUAGUUUCGUCGACUGAACAGAUUUUGGAGCAAGCAGAAUCAUCAGACUCAAAGGUAGAAGCAGAUACAUCUGUGGCCUCGGGAACAGGUGUGUCCGAAGCUUUAUCUGAAGCGGAUGCCACAGUGGAAAGCCAGUCUCUCCCUGCAGACAUGGACCAGGGUGCAUGGAGGGGGGAACAGACGCCACACACCAAUGACACACUUAAACUGACACACAUCACACUCAUAGACAACACAAAGAAACUUUCAGAGUCACAAUCCCCACCCACAGUAAUGCAAGACUCACCUAAUGUCAUGACCUCUGAGAAAGAGCUGAGUAAUUACUUAGAACAAAUUGUGGAAGUUUCAGAAAUACAUUCCACACUCAGUCAACAGGCUUGCUUAGAGAAAAGCCCCUUUGCGCCUCAGAGCCUGAGCUCCACAAAUACACCAUCAGCCAAACCACCAGAGCAACAUUUACACAUUUCAUCAAAUGCAGAAGACCAUAGGUUAGACAGCAGAAGCACACAUGACACACACACAUCAUUUACAGUCAAGCCUUGCCUGGAGAAGACAGAGCCAGUGGCUGCAAGUGCAUCUUUGGCCACAGGUGAAGCCGGGGACUCAGGUGGAUGCUUGUCUGGUGACAGGCUGCUCCAUGCCUGCCGUGAGAGGGCCGAGCAGCUGGAGGUGUGUCUGGAAAGAGCACAGGUCAGCCUGGAGGGGUCAAGACAGCAGGCACAGGACAUAGCCAUGCAGCACUGCAUUGAACAACACCUUCUCAACUGCCAGACAAUUCUGGUGGAGAUUGAACAGAGGGUCUCCAGUCUUCCUGUGUGUGGAUUGAAAGAACAGGAGCAGCGUGAGGUUGAAUCGCUCAACACCAAACUCCAACUGCUGAAGAACAGACUGGUGACGGUCCAAUUACAGCUGCAAGAGAGACACGGCGAAGAUCAGGUGCAGGUUGAGAGUCAGCGCCCCCUGCAGGCCAGGUUGACGCGCAGCAGCAGUGUGCAGGAGAUGUUGAGUUCUUCCAGAACUAAACUGUUCAGACAGAACAGCCUUCAACAACAAAGGGAAUUGGAGCAUGGUUUGAAUGAACAGAGGGAUCUAACUAAAGCCAUCGCAAUUCAAGGCAGCAGAGCCCAAACACACAGCCAGAGCACAGACGAACAUGCGGGCCCCUCACCAGCCAAUGAAGACAAGAGACAGGAAGCAGAGUUAGCAGUCCACAGGAAGUGGACACAUCUCUGCAGCAGACUGACCAAGACAGCAGAGACUGAGCAAGAUGGAGUUAAAGAUCAGGAUCCAUCUGAGAUCCUCGCUCCAUCUGUGUGUUUGUGGAGUGGAGCUGCUGUUUCUCUCUGUCUGCAGGAGAUUCAAUCCAACAUCUCACAACUUAAAGAACUGCAAAACUCAGCAGAUACACAGGAUCAUCAGUCACUGGAUGAAGGUCUGUUUGAGGUGUUAAGUGGAGUGGAUCUCACUCUCAGCUCUCUUACACACACUCUCAUGUUUCAGCCAGCAUCCUUAAACACUGACAUACUAAACCAACUUCAACAGCUACAGGGUUUAUCUGCAGAGCUGACCUCCUUGGGUGCCAUAUUGACCUCCCAGGGGUCAGAGGUCAUAAAGUUGUUAGGUUCGGGUUCAGCAUCAUCAGAGACCUCCACUUGUUUUGACGUGCUGACUCAGCGUGUAUGUGACAUUCAAAAGACUCUCGCUGAGAAACAGGAGCAGCUACAGGAACAAAUGGAACAGACAACUCAGCUGCAGAAGAGAGUGAAAGAUCUGCAUGACUCAGUACUAACUAACUUGUCAACCCUUCACUCAACAACUAACGGAGAAACCCACCAUGACCUUUACACACAGCUGCAGGCCAUCACUGGAUGGAAACAGGAAGCGGAGCACAGUGAAAGAGAGCUGGCAAAACUUAGAGAAGAGACAGAGAGUCAAGAUCAGCCUUCAUCCCUCACACAGCAGAUCAGCACACUGGAGGCAGUCCUGGAAAAUGUUUGGAGUGAUCUAGAGCAGCGCAGUGGAGCUGUGCAGUGGAGUCUAGAUGAGCAGAAGAUGAGUGAAAAAAUACUGAAGGGUCUGCAGAUGCUCCUGACUAUUGGACGAGAGAAACUCGCCUGCACCUCUCAGCUGCAGCUCAGGAAUCCAGCACAGAUACAGACACACCUCAGCAAACACACGGCGUUUUUUCUGUCUUUGGGUGCCCACCUGAGGAGACUGCAGCAAUUGAGUGUGCGGAUGCCAGACAGCGCCUCCUCUGGUUGGGGGACUGAAGUGUCUGAGAUGGAAUGUGAAGUGUCCAGCGUCCUGCAGCAGGCUCAGGCUGUCGGCACAGUACUACACUCAGCACUGCAGGUUUGCACUCAUUGGGAUGAAAAUCAGUCCUGGUUAGAAACACUUCUGGAGAGGUUAGAGACUCAACUUCCCAAAACACCUCUGCAGAACCAAACUGAGGAGCACCUCAGUGAGAAUAUUUCUGUCUUUCAGAGUGUAUUGGGGGUUCUGGAGCAGAACAGAGCCCGGAUCAGUUUGGUUCUGGAUGAGGGCCACAGACAGCAGGAGCAGAUUUCAAGUAGUGAUAUGGGAAUUCCUGUACAUAUAGUGGGAGUGUCUACAGCAAGACUGGAACAGCGAUUGGCUGCACUUCAGAGGAGGGCGGAGCAAGGACUACACUCCACCCUCCAUCUUAAGAAGCUUUGGAACAGGUACCAGAGCGAUUCAGAGGCUCUGAAUGAGUGGAUGGGGCGAGCCAGAGAACGCCUGCAUGCAGGGAGAGAUCACAUGACCACAGCUGAACAGGAAGUGGAUGUCCUUUCCCAUUUUCAGCACUUUACGGAGUUCAUGAAGGAGCUAGAGGUGAAAUCAGCCCUAAAGGCAUCAGUGAUCAGUUCUGGAUCUUUGAUCCUGUUGCUUAGUGAAAAAGAGCAGAACAUUGAGUCAAAGAAGAUCAGAAGUGCUCCAAGAACAACUUCUGGAAAUACAACAACCUCUGAAGACCUACAGCCAAGUGAAACUAGCAACCGCACCUCUGUUGUCUUAGAUAACAACCCUGAAGACUCCUCAGAAACCAAUGUUUCCUCUAUUCAAAACAUCUCCUCUGAAGAAACUCUUUCUACCACAGAAGGAUCAGAUGGAAAGACCACAAAUGAAGGUGUUACCUUUGAGAAACCAACCUCAUCUGCAUUAGAUUUAUCGGUAAAACAAGAGAUGGUUAUGUCCCCAGUUCUCCUGACUCUACAGUCCCAGCUGUCUCAGGUGGAGAAAGACUGGGUGGAGAUACAGACACACAUUCCCGGCGUCCAACAGGGACUGCAUCAGAGUGUGGUGGAGAGCCUGUCUCCUGAAGGACUGCUGGCUGAUGUGUGUGGCUGGAUUACAGGUGCUGAGAGCAGGUUACAGGUGGCUGAACGAGAGGGUCACAACACCUGUACUGCCGCAGAGCUCACACACCUGCUCAGAACAUAUCAGCGAGAGAUGGCAUGUCAGCAGAUGUCUGUUGACUUUAUUAAUCAGUGUGAGCUGAAACGGGUCGGUUUUGACUCUCACACCAGCAGGUACAAACACACUGCAUUUGCUGAAAACCUGGGACACGCCAAUCUGCGCUGGAAAACUUUACAGGCUCACCUGAACACACAGAUCCAACAAGCUGAAGAUCAGAAGAGGAUAUGUGCAGAGCGAGACAACAAACUACAGAUCCUGCAGCGCUGGGUCAAAGGUCAAAAACAAUGGAUGCGAUUGGCUGAAAAACCCAUCAGUCGCUCAUUUGCUGAGAGGAGCCUGAAGGAUUGUGAAGAGCUGGGGGAAAAGUUGAAGUCCAAAUUCUCUGAACUUGCUGAGCUGAGGAUAAGAAAACUUACCACUGACGAAGAAGACAGGGAUAAAGACUUCGCUCACAAUCUUUCACAAUCUUUGACUGACCUCUCUCAACAGAGCACAGUCCUUGGGAAUACCUUGAAAGAGCUGUGUAAGGUGUGGUCUCAGUUUGAAAGUGGGAGGAGUCAGGCAAUUCUAAACACAAUGAGGAUCUGUCAAUCACUAGAGUACUGCCACGCCCCUCUGCCUUCCCUCUCUGCCCUCCAGAACAACAUAGAUAAGCUACAGGUCUUACAAGCAGAGACAGAGGAGACUGACAGCCAGUGGGAGGAUCUUACCAAGACAACGGCAAUUCUUAUUGGUGGAAUUAGCACAGAUUCCGCCCAGAUGUUAUCUGAGCACCUAGAAAAAGAAAAAGCAAGGUGGUCAGAGGUGAAAGAAAAGGUCACACAGGCCUUGCAGAGGUCACACAGUCUUCUGAAGGUGUGGCAGAGAUACUCUGAUGUGAGACGCUCCUGCUCAGAGCAGCUCCAAAAUCACAAAGAGCAGCUCAACAUGCACACCAAAAUACCCACUGACAAUAAACAAUUGGCACACAGCAUUGCAGAGCUGAAGACUGUAUUACAGAAAUGCUCAGAGACUCUACAGACUGAUGAAAUGCUUGAAGUAUCCAAGGAUCUAAUUGAACAGAUGGAUGAUGAGGAUGCUGUUUUCAUCAGAUCAGAAUGCCGUUUGUUAACACGCGGUUACCUGCAAUUGGAACAGACUCUAAGAGGAAGAACUGAACACAUGCAGGAGGAUCUUGAGCAAUUUCAAGAAUUUGAAAGGUUAUUCCAGGCUCUUGAAACACAAUUACAGCAGUGGGAAAGCAAGCAACAGAUGAACAGCGAACUCACAGAUAUAUCUCAGUCAGGGCUGACGGAGGUCAGUUCCCUCUCUCCUGAUCUGGAUCUAAUAAACACACUCAGCUACAGGCUGACCCUCAGUGAACCCAUUACACAGAGGCUGCAGCACCUCAACAGGAAGUGGGCACAGGCCUCUGCACAUGCUCAGGAGAAAUGCAGUGAGUUGCAGGCAGCCUCUCUCCAGCAGCAGAGCUUUGAGCAGAGAUGUGAGAGCUGGCUGGCUUUCCUUCAGCGUAUGGAUGACAGUUUAGCUGUAGAAAUCGCAACAACUUACCCUGGACUGAGAAAACAACAGCGAACUCACCAGUGUUUUGAGGCUGAGCUGUCUUUAGGCCAUCAGAUCCUUCACUCUGUGAUCAGUGAAUCUCUCCUCCUGUUGCAGAAGGGAGAUGUGGAGGACAGGAGUGACUUUCUGUUAAAACUGGCCCAGCUGAGAGAGCACUGGCAGGGAGCGGUGCAGAGAGCAGCUCAACGGCGCGCUCUAGUGGAAGGGCUCAUACAGCACUGGAACACUUAUACACACACAAUGCAGAAACUCCGCAAACUCCUCACACUUGCACACACACUUCUGUCACCUGCCGGUCCCACGCACUGUAGUGUCCUGCAGCUGCGCCUCUUGCUGGAAGAUCUGAAGCGAACAGAGCUGUUGUUUCAAAGGUCAGUCUCUGCAUAUCUGUGUGUGAUGGAGGUAGGCAGGCAGCUGUUUUCAGUGAGUGACACGCAGACGCAGAUGCAGCUACAGACAGACCUUGCAGCCCUGCAGGAGGACUGGGAGCAAUGCCAGUGCAUGCUGGGAAAAAGAAAGACUCUCACAUCUGACAUCAUAAAGAAGUGGGAGACCUGUGAGACCAGACUAGUUGAUCAGGCCCAGUGUCUGGAAGAGGUUCGAGCCAGACUGAAGCACUCGAUCCCAGAGCAGCAGGAGGAGAUGGAAGAGGAAGGCCUCCUUGUAAAGGAGGUUCAGGAUUGUUUAGAGGACUGGGCCGUCAGUCUUUCCGAACUCAGCACCAUGAAGACGGACCUGUCCCAGUACAUCCUCACCGAUGACGUCCUCCUCCUGCAGGAGCAAGUGGACCAUCUGCACUGCCAGUGGGAAGAGCUCUGCCUCAAAGUGUCUCUGCGUAAACAGGAAAUUGCUGAUCGACUGAAUGCCUGGAUCAUUUUCAAUGAGAAGAAUCGGGAGCUGUGUGAAUGGCUGACACAGAUGGAAAACAAGGUAGCGCACAGCGCUGAGCUGAGCAUCGAGGAAAUGGUGGAGAAACUCAAGAAGGACUGUAUGGAGGAGAUCAACCUCUUCAGUGAGAAUAAGACACAUCUGAAACAGCUAGGAGAACAGCUCAUCACUGCUAGCAACAAGACCAAAGAGACAGAAAUCAAUGACAAGAUCAAGGACAUCAACGACCGCUGGCAGCAUCUGUUUGAUCACAUCGAGGCCAGGGUGAGGAAGCUAAAAGGGACGCUGGCGACAGUGCAGCAGCUGGAUAAGAACAUGAGUAAUCUCCGAACCUGGCUUUCCCGUGUUGAGGGUGAGCUGGCCAAACCCAUCAUUUACAGCAUCUGCCACAAUGAUGAGAUACAGCGCAAGCUAGCAGAGCAUCAGGACUUGCAGAGAGACAUCGAACAGCACACAGAGGGUGUGACAUCUGUUUUGACCCUGUGUGAUGUUUUGCUGCAUGAUGCUGAUGCUUGUGGCAGCGAUGGAGAGAACGACUCCAUUCAACAGACCACACUCAGCCUGGACCGCCGCUGGAGGAACAUAUGUGCCAUGUCUAUGGAAAGGAGAAUGAGGAUUGAGGAGACAUGGCGUCUGUGGACCAAGUUCCUGGACGAUUAUGCACGCUUUGAAGACUGGCUGACCACGGCAGAACGUACAGCCGCCAACCCUGCCACCAAAGACGUACUCUACACUUGUGCUAAAGAGGAACUCAAAAAGUUUGAGGCGUUCCAGCGCCAGGUCCAUGAGCGUCUGACACAGCUGGAGCUGGUAAACAAACAAUACCGACGUCUGGCACGAGAGAACCGGACAGAUGGCGCCAGUAAGCUGAAGUUGAUGGUGCACGAAGGAAACCAGCGCUGGGAUACGCUACAGAAAAGAGUGGCUGCUGUGCUCCGCAGGUUAAAGCACUUCACAUCUCAGCGUGAAGACUUUGAAGUAACACGGGAGGGGAUUCUGGUCUGGCUGACUGAAAUGGACCUUCAGCUCACCAAUGUGGAGCAUUUUUCAGAGAGUGAUAUCCACGAAAAGAUGCGUCAACUAAACGCAUUUCAGCAGGAGAUCACUCUAAACACAAAUAAGAUCGAUGCUCUGAUUGUAUUUGGAGAGAACCUAAUCCAGAAGAGUGCUCCGCUGGAUGCCGUACUCAUCGAAGAUGAACUAGAGGAGCUGCACUCUUACUGCCAGGAAGUGUUUGGCAGAGUCGCCCGUUUCCACCACCGUCUUAUCAGCAGGCGCCCGGUGCUUGAGGAGGACAGAGAGUUCUCAGACAGAGACACGGAUCCGGAGGACUCGGUUGAUUUCAGUGGGGUGUGGGAGAGGGAAAGGGAGGAAGACGAGGAGGAAGAAGAGGCUGCGAUGAGCUCUGAUGUUUCUCUGACGGUACGUCAGGCCGUGUCCCAGCUGAUACCACCUGCUCUUGGGCGCUCAGGACGUGAGACGCCUGUCAGUGUGGAUUCUAUCCCGCUGGAGUGGGACCACACCGUCGAUGUGGGAGGAUCUUCAUCUCCAGAGGAUGAUGAGGAGUUGACGUUCUACAGCGCUCUAUCAGAUGUAGAAGUCACUGAGAGCUCUCAGUCGUUUAUUAAAGCUACAUCUAAAGCUCUGAAGGCUGUGUCCGGAGGCCGGUCUAUGGUGGAGACAUGGCACUCUCCUGAAGCGCCAGACAGGACGCGGGUGAACAGAGAGAUCAUACGCAGUCUCACAUCUUCACCCACUGAGACUAGCACUCAGUAUCAUCCACAGGCCUAUGAUAAGCUCAUGUCCGAGUGUGCCGGCAGUAUAGACAGUAUAAAGCGAGUGAAACUGAUUCUGAACGAGGAAGAACAACUGGACGAUCAGGGUUUGAUGGUCUUCUCUGCAACAGAUAAGCCAGGUGUGAUCGAGCGAUGGGAGCUCCUGCAGGUGCAGUCGUCCAGCGUGCCGCAGGAUCUUCAACAGUGGCACAAACUCAACUCUGACCUUACUGAUGUCAUGGCAUGGCUGAACGCUGUGAUGCCUCAGCUAGAGAAACUUCAGACUCUAAAGCCAAAAAUCACCAUCAGAGAUAUGGAAAACAACAUCCACAAACUAAAGGACAUGCAGAGGGCUUUUAAUGGGUACAAAUCGGUGAUGAUUGGUGUUAAUCUCAAUGGGCGUGGCUUCAAGCACGGAGACAGCACUGAACUACGAGAGCUGCGCGAGAAUCUGCUGUCGGCCAAUCAAAAAUGGGCACAGGCCUGUGCGGCCCUGGACAGCUGGGAACACAGACUGCAUCAAGCACUCAUGGAGUGUCAGGAGUUUCACGAGACUCUUCACUCUCUGCUGCUGUGGUUAGCUAAAGCAGAAAGUCAGCGCUACAUGGUCAACAUCCAUGACCAAAACAUAGACCUCAACAUCCUGCAAGAGCAUCGAGACACACUCAAGGCUGUUCAGCAGGACUUACAGUCUCGUGAGAGGGAGGUGUACUGCCUGCAGGAGAUCUCCUCACAGAUCCUCCUACAGGACCAGGGUGAAGACACCCUGGAGGCCAAAGAGAAGGUUCACGUCAUCAGCAACAAGUUACGACUGCUGAUGAGACAGAUUGCACACGACCUGCACACGCUGCAAAGCAGACUGGACUCAUCAGGUCCAAAUGUGGGCAGGACAGCACCAACACAACAGCAGGAAGCUGCAGGAGUUCAGGCUGUUACACAGGGAUCUCCCGCGAGUGUCAGGGCUGACAAGUCUGAUUCGUUGCCAGCGAGACCGUUCCUGUAUCGUGUCCUACGAGCAGCUUUUCCCCUCCACAUCCUCUUUCUGCUCCUGCUGGUCGUGGCGUGUCUGGUGCCUCUUUCAGAGGACGACUACAGCUGCACUCUCUCCAACAACUUUGCCCGAUCCUUUUACCCUAUGCUCCUCUACACCAACGGCCCCCCACCCACAUGAAAACAACCACACGUACCCAUCACUAACACAUGGCCACAGCUGAAUCAGUAGAGGAAAAGGAAUGUAGUCCAAGCCUCUCGGUUAACUCUCCUGUAGCAGUUCCUGUAGCUCUGUUUGAUCUGAGUGAAAGCCCUUGUGUUUCACUAGAUUAUCCUGCAACAAUCAAAUGUUGUUCUUGGAUCCGAGGUCUUUUGCCCAUGGAGAGGGAUUUUUAUGAAGCAAUCUGAAAGCUUUUCUCAUGAUGUAUAUUUGUAUUUUUAGAGAACGGCAAGGAUUCCUCAUCAAAGGUGCACUCAUUUUCUAACUGUAUAGUAUGUAGCAGCGCAUUCAUUGAAACAUUGAAAUACUCCUACACACAAAUGUAUUUAUUUUUGAAAUAUAAAUGACAUAACUGAAUCUAUAUCUCACUCGUAGGCUUUGGGUCAGCCUGUAUUUUUUAACUAGUAGCCCUGUUUAUAUGAAGGGACUUGCUUGAAUAUCAGUUUUGUUCAUGCAUUUCUAGAAGUCGAUGUGAAAUGACUUGCAAUGAUGAAUAUAUUUUAUCUGUAGCUCUCUUAGCUGCCAUUUUCUUGGUCAAAGCCAUGGAGAAGAGACACAGAGAGGCAUCAGGGUGUGUGCAAAUGUCUUUUAUGUUUAUUUAUUCAGCCGAAGGUUUAGUGGCUGCAUUGUUUUCAAGUGAGUGUGAAUAAUGUAAAACUACUGAAAUAAUUUAAUUAUAAUCGGUAAAUAAUCUCAGUGGAGAUAUAAAUUAUAUCUGAUAAUGUUUUAUAGUUUAUAGCUAGAAUUUUUCUGGCAGGAAAAUUGUUUGUGUCUGGUGUUUUUUGCUGAAUGGUUAAGGCGUCUCAUAGAAACACAUUUCAAAAGUACCCACAUGAUUUUAUGUGGCUUUCUUUUUUUUUUUUAAUCCUACACAAAGUCAGUUCUGAUGAUAGUAGAAAUAUGGUGAAAAGGCUAUUAGUCCUUCUUUCACUCAUACUAACUGCCAAAGUGUCAGACUUUGUUUUAUAAUUGAUGGUUACUAAAAGAGUGCUGUUAGUCCUGUUGUUUGUUUGAUGUUUUAAUUGAUUUGUAGUAUGGAUUACAUUAUGGGUCAACUGAAAUAGACUGAUAUAAAUAUCCAUUAAUCACAGAAAAAAAAAAAAAAGAUCACUUUAUUCAUUUAUUUUGCAGCAAACCUUGCACUGCCAAUGUCAAACAAUGGUUGAUAAGAAUAUAAAGUUAGAAGUGAUGUUUUGUGUUUUUUGAGUUUGAAGUCAAUUUCCUACAAAUAAACAUCAUGUACAAAUA